Molecule: messenger RNA, 3850 nt
Organism: Magnolia sinica
Lineage: Eukaryota; Viridiplantae; Streptophyta; Magnoliopsida; Magnoliales; Magnoliaceae
Exons: 13
Coding region: 356-3574 (1072 amino acids)
Biological process (GO): endosomal transport; endocytosis
Cellular component (GO): plasma membrane; cytoplasm; intracellular membrane-bounded organelle
Molecular function (GO): calcium ion binding; protein binding
Source: RefSeq, a predicted model, not a curated record
UUGUCCUUCCACCAGAAGAGAAAGCCUCGAAUUCCAACAAACCCCUCAAAUGCGUGGGAAAUCUCCUUCCUCCAAUCUGUAAUGUCGGCCGUCCUCGAUCCGACCAUAGAAAACCCACGAAUCUUUCGAUCCUCCCGAAAAAACCCAUUUCUCCGUUUCUCCAGCCGUUCCCCCCUCACCCAGAUCUUCUAAACCCUUGUCUCCUUCUUUCCCAUCCGUUGAUUCCUGGGCCCUUUUUCAAAUCUCGUUUUCGUCGACUGGGAUCACCUGGGUCCUUCCCUUUCUCUGAUUUUGCGUUGAUUUCAUGGUCUGAUCUACGAAUUUCAGCGAAUUCCAUUGCUUCUUAGCUGCGCAAAUGGCGAACAUGGAGGUCUUCGACACAUAUUUUCGGAGGGCGGAUUUGGAUCAUGAUGGGAGGAUUAGUGGUGCGGAAGCGGUUGCAUUCUUUCAAGGAUCGAAUUUGCCAAAGCAGAUCCUCGCACAGAUAUGGAUGCAUGCUGAUCAGAACCGGAUCGGUUUCCUUGGUCGGACAGAGUUCUAUAAUGCGCUGAAACUGGUAACGGUAGCACAGAGUGGUCGAGAACUCACACCAGAUAUUGUGAAGGCUGCAUUAUAUGGUCCAGCUGCUGCAAAAAUCCCAGCUCCUCAGAUAAGUUCCACGGCUGUGCCUGCAACUCAGUUGAAUCCAGUGGCGUCGCCUUCCCCUCAGAGAAGUGCAGUACCACCAACAGCAUCUCAAAAUCUUGGCUUCAGAGGGCCACAAGGACUUCCAAGUGCGGGUAUGAACCAGCAAAAUUUUCCUUCCCCAGACAACCAGUUCAUGAGGCCACCUAAAGCUACACCUGCACUUCCAAUGCAGGGUGCUGCCGGUCAAGGAUUCCCUGGUGCAGGUAAUGUAGUGGGCCCUCAUCUUGCAAAUCCAAACUUACCAUCCAGUCUCCCAAACGAUUGGUUUGGUGCAAGGCCAGCUGGAACUUCAAUGGAUGCAGCUUCACAAGCUCCCACUAGAGGGGUUACUCCUCCCUCUCUGACACAGGAUAGGUUUGGACUGGGAUCUUCAUCUGGACCAACUGCAGGAGUUCCUAAUAGAGGGCCUACUCACUCUAUGGUCCAAGAUGGAUUUGGCUUAGCAUCAGGCAUGACUCCUUCAUUUCAACCUAGACCACAAACACCAACCAUGCUAACACCUGCUGGCUUAAAACCACAAGAUACAGUUUUAUCAUCACUCCAACCGGUGGUCAAGGAUUCAAAAAUGCUGUCCGUCUCUGGAAAUGGGUUUUCUUCUGACACAGUUUUUGGAGGGGAUGUGUUUUCUGCAUCUCUUUCUCAACCGAAGCAAGAUGUUCCUGCAUUGAGUUUUUCUGCGACUACGACACCUAACUCAUCUGCCAUUGUCCCAGUAACUACCACGCCUCAAUCUACAGUUAAGCAGGCCCAGGUUGAUCCUUUUCAAGCAUUGGCAGUGACGACUAGUAGUAGUCAGCUUCAGCAGACUUCUUCAGUGGUUAAACAGAACCAAGUCAAUUCAAAUCAGGGUACUUCAGCAUUAGCUGCAGCGGGUGUUUCAGUCGGAGCUGCUGCAUCUGCUUCUAGUGAAUCACAACAUCCGUGGCCAAGGAUGACUCAAUCCGAUAUUCAGAAAUAUACUAAGGUAUUUGUGGCGGUGGACACAGACAAAGAUGGUAAAAUUACGGGUGAACAGGCACGGAAUCUUUUCCUAAGUUGGAGACUGCCCAGAGAGGUCUUAAAGCAGGUCUGGGACUUAUCCGACCAGGAUAAUGAUAGCAUGCUUUCGCUGAGAGAGUUCUGUACUGCACUCUAUUUGAUGGAGCGGUACCGAGAAGGGCGUCCUCUUCCAACGGUGCUCCCAAACAGUCUCAGGUUUAAUGCGACAUCGUUGCCCACCGCUGGGCAACAAACAACACCUGCAUAUGGCGGAGCAGCUUGGCAGCCUACUCCUGGCUUGUCACAGGUAGGAGUCCCUGGAACACGGUCAGUAAUGCCUGCAGCUGGAUUGAGGCCACCUAUGCAAGGUCCCAUCCCGCAUAUGGAUGGUGCGGCACAACUCAUGCCACAAAAAUCGAGAGUGCCCGUAUUGGAGAGGAACCUUGUGAACCAACUCGGUAAGGAGGAGCAGAGUGCAAUGGAUUCCAACUUUCACGAAGCAAAUGAGGCAGAUAAGAAGGUGGAUGAAUUGAAGAAUGAGAUUAUGGAUUCUAAAGAGAAGCUUGAAUUCUACCGAACUAAGAUGCAGGAACUUGUUUUGUACAAGAGCAGGUGUGACAAUCGACUUAAUGAGAUUACUGAAAGAGCAUCUGCUGAUAAGCGUGAGGUUGAAACUCUGGCUAAGAAAUAUGAAGAGAAGUACAAGCAAGUGGGAGAGGUAGCCUCCAAGUUAACCAUUGAAGAGGCUACAUUUCGUGACAUUCAGGAGAGGAAAACGGAAUUGCAUAAUGCAAUUGUCAAAAUGGAACAAGGUGGUAGUGUUGAUGGUUUGCUUCAGGUUCGUGCUGAUCGGAUACAAUCAGAUCUUGAAGAGCUAGGGAAAGGUUUAAAUGAACGUUGCAAGAGACAUGGAUUGCAUGUUAAGCCAACUGCAAUGAUCGAGCUUCCCUUUGGCUGGCAACCUGGAAUUCAAGAGGGAGCAACAGUUUGGGAUGAAGACUGGGAUAAGUUUGAAGAUGAAGGAUUCGCGGUUAUCAAGGAGCUUACCACUGAGGUCGAAAAUAUUGUGGCCCCUCAAAGAACCAAGUCCACCCUCGUUCAGAGUGAUGAGAUUUUUAUGGAAGAUGACUCUGGUGCUGCUUCGUCAUCAUAUGAUGAUAGUAAGACAGAGAAGCCUUCUAGUACAGUUGAGCGGGCCACUGAGAAUGGUUCAGCAUAUGACCAAAGUGAAGAUGAUUUAGCAAGAAGCCCACCCGGGAGUCCACUGGGAAGAAUAUCAUUGGAAGGUUCUCAAGAAUUCACAGCCACACAUUUCGGAAAGAACAUGGGUGCUGACGCUUCACCAAGUGCCAAAACUCAUAGCGAACAUGGUGGUGCUGAAUCCACUAUUUCUGACAAAUACGACGAAACCUCUUGGGGUGUUGCCUUUGAUGCUAAUGAUGAUACUGACUCAGUCUGGGGCUUUAACCCAGUUCAACCCAAGGAGCUGGAUCAUGAGAGGAAUGAGAACUCUUUCUUUGGAUCUGGUGACUUGGGUCUGAAUCCUAUUAGAACAGACUCACAGAACGCUGAUGGGAUGUUUCUGAAGAGGAGUACGAUUUUCGCAGAUUCUGUCCCUGGCACCCCACUGUUCAAUACCAACUCCCCACCGAGGUACAGUGAAGGAUCAGAGGAUCACUCCUUUGACAAUUUCUCGAGGUUUGAUUCCUUCAGCAUGCAUGACAGUGGGUUCUUCCCUCCUCGCGAGAACCUAGCAAGGUUUGAUUCCAUCCGCAGCACGAGGGACUCCGAUCACAGUCAGGGGUUCUCAUCUUUUGACGAUGCAGAUCCUUUCGGCUCGAACGGGCCUUUCAAAACUUCCCAAAGUCAAACACAGAGGCGGGGUUCUGAUAGUUGGAGUGCUUUCUAGCAGGCAAUUUGGCUUCAAAUUCAUGUGCAUUGGCUCUUGUGAGGUUUUUGUUCAUUCAAGGGGGCUGCAAUGGCCUGGUUUUUGUGUGCUAUUAUCUCCAACCAUUGGAUGGUUGUAUGCUUGGGAUCACUUUUUCUUCUUCUUCUUCUUUUUUUUUUUCCUUCUUUUUUCUUUUGCUCGUCUCUUUGAAUGAGGAUGGAUUUUUUUCCCCUUUAUUUCAUUUGAUGUGCACUUUUGAACAUUCUUUAUAUAAUGUAUUCCUUAUUUGUGUUUUGA